GCUAUUACGCUCAACAAUGGAGCUAAGAUGCCUUUUGUUGGACUUGGGACAUGGAGGGCUGACGCAGGAACAGUCAUCGAGGCGGUGAAAGUGGCAAUUGGCGCUGGCUACCGCCACAUUGACGCUGCACAUGUGUACCAGAACGAGGACGAAGUCGGUGCUGGAAUUCAAACCGUAGUUGAGAACGGCGAGGUGGAGAGGGAGGAGCUGUUCAUUGUCAGUAAGUUAUGGUGCACCUUCCAUCUACCGUCUUUGGUGAGGAAAGCCUGUGAAAAGACUCUACAAAACCUUAGAUUGGAUUACUUGGACCUCUACCUCAUGCACUUCCCAAUGGGUGCCAAGGCUGGGGACGAGCUUUUUCCAUUGGAUGAGCACGAGCAAGUCAUCCCUGAUGGUAGCAGUUUCCUUGACACUUGGGAGGCCAUGGAGGAGCUUGUGGACUCCGGUUUGGUCAAGGCUAUCGGUGUGUCCAACUUCAACAAGGACCAAAUCGAUGCCAUUCUCAAAAAGCCGGGCCUCAAGUACAAGCCGGCCAUCAAUCAGAUCGAGUGCCACCCGUUCCUGAUCCAGGAGAAGUUGAUCAAUUACUGCCACUUGAGGGGCAUCUUCGUUACAGCUUAUAGUCCGCUGGGAUCGCCUGAGAGACCCUGGGCAUUUUCUGGUGAACCUUCGCUCAUGGCUGAGCCAAAAGUCAAAGAAAUUUCUAGAAAGUACGGCAAGACGGCAGCACAGGUUCUCAUCAGGUUCCACAUUCAGAGGAACGUGACGGUUGUUGCCAAAUCGGUGACUCCCCAUCGGAUCAGGGAGAAUCUGCAGGUGUUUGAUUUUGCUCUUGAUGAUGACGACAUGAAGAUCCUGCUCGGUUUGAACAAGAAUUUUAGAGGUUUCCCUAUUUUAUGGGCAUCUAAACACAAAGAUUACCCGCUCAACACUGAAUAUUAA
This is a messenger RNA of Nerophis lumbriciformis (worm pipefish), 942 nucleotides long. NCBI's taxonomy places the organism in Eukaryota, Metazoa, Chordata, Actinopteri, Syngnathiformes, Syngnathidae. The record is from RefSeq and is a predicted model, not a curated record.